This is a messenger RNA of Vespa velutina, 3082 nucleotides long. RefSeq names its product zinc finger FYVE domain-containing protein 1-like. The record is from RefSeq and is a predicted model, not a curated record. Gene Ontology annotation, molecular function: GTP binding; GTPase activity; metal ion binding. The transcript has 6 exons. Lineage: Eukaryota; Metazoa; Arthropoda; Insecta; Hymenoptera; Vespidae. The coding region runs from base 874 to 2901 and encodes 675 amino acids.
UUGCACAGCACGUAUGGAUCUGCUGGAUUUAUUUAUUUUAAGUACAAUUUACGAUAAGUAUCUCUUGAAUGUACAAAUUUUCUUCUUUUUUAUAAUUAUAAUUAUUUAUUAUUCUCGACAUAUUUUUAUAUUAAGAAAAAUCAGUUAAAAGAAAGUAUAUGUAUAUAUAUAUUUAGCAUUGAAAUAUGCUUUAGGCAAUUAUUUAGUGUAAGUGUAGAAGAAAGCGUGGUACGUGCGUUAUACAUGCAUCGUAUUACGUCAUACUGUUGCAUGCUACGUGACGUAGUAAUAUUGUACUGACAGACAAUAGAAGUGAUUGGAAGUGUUACGCACCGACGAACACAGAAGAAUGCGGUUACCUCUUUUGUAUCUGUCAUAAAGCAUUUUUUUAUAUGUUAAAAAAUUCAUGUAAUAUGUGUCGAUAUUAAAAUUUUUCGUUUACGAUAAAUACCCAAUUUGUGUAAAAACGAAUGAUACUUUCAAUGAACUGGAUUGCAACAUUGUAUAUAUAUAUGAUUAUAUAUGUAUUUGAAUUUGUGAAAAAUAUGAACAAACGUAUUUAUGUUAAAUAACUACGCUUGACGACGCCAUAUCCUCGUCAACUAAUAUGCGCAGUAAUUUAUUUAUGUUGCAUUGGCCAUGUAAAUAGAAAAUAUCGCGACUUUUAUCGUGCAUUAAUUAUCUCUAUACUUACUUGUCAUCUUUUGCGUAUUUGGUAAAAAAAGAAACGAAAAAAAAAAAAAAAAAAAAAAAAAAAGGAAAAGAAAAAAAAACGAAAAGGAAAAAAACAAAAAGGGAUAGGAACACCUGUUCCAAUAAAUUCUUACAUAAAUUUGAUACGUUUGUAGUGCUGUUAAGUUUUAAGUUCACAUUAUGAGUGCAUGGGGGAGAAAUGAAACAGAAGAAACGAAUCCAGCAAUUAUGCAGAGUCUAGACAGUUUAUCUAUUUACAACAGAGAUAUGUACAAUACAAAUCAUUCUUCAGUUGCUAUUAAUGCAAAUACCUCGAUGGAAGGUUUAUCGACAAAGAACAAACCUAAUAAGAUCGAAAGCUUCGUAUUAAUCGAUAAACAAGAAAGACUAAAAGUUUCCAAUGCUGAACAAUUUAUUAGGAAAUUGAAUUGUACCAACAAAGAUCAAAAAGUUAAAGUUAUAUCCAUUUUUGGAAAUACAGGUGAUGGAAAAAGUCAUACAUUGAAUCAGACAUUCUUUAAAGGGCAAGAAGUUUUUAAAACUUCGAACGAUCAAACUUCUUGUACAUUUGGUAUUUGGGCAGCAUUUGAUCCAAAUCUUAAUGUAAUAUGCCUAGAUACAGAAGGUCUGUUAGGUGUUACUAUUUAUGAAAACGAAAGAAUAAGACUUCUACUUAAAGUUUUGGCAAUAUCUGACAUUGUUAUAUAUCGAACACGUUCCGAAAGAUUGAAUAAGGAUUUGUUUAUGUUUUUGUCAACUGCAUCCAAAGCAUAUAGUCAUCAUUUUCGGAUAGCCUUACAAGCAAUGGGACAACGAGCAGGAAUGCCAAGUUCAUUAAAUUUGCUAGGCCCUUGUCUAAUAAUUCUACAGGAGACCAGACACACCAAACCUCUGAGCAACAAUGGUUCAGAAACUGCAGAGGAUAUGUUAAGAACUAGAUUUGGUCAAAUGAGACUCGAAAUAGAAUCAUUUAGUAAACUGAAAUACGUUGGACUUCAAACAUUGAACUCAUCCACCGAUUAUAAGCCUUUAUACGUGGUUAUAAAGAAUGAACUUGAUAAUACAUCGGUACGAUUUGCGAGACAUCCACAGCUUGUGUACAGUACUCUGAGACAUUUAAAUGAUAAAUUUUCUGGAGAAACUGGAAAUUUCUCCAAUAUCAUAUUCCCUGAUCAAUAUUUUAGCUGUCCAGUAAAAUGUCUCAGUUGUGGUUGUAGAUGUAGUAAUAGUAUGGGUCAUCUUAGAGAUGGAAAACCUCAUAGUAAUAAUGCUAGGUGCAGGUACCAAAAUCAAUAUGACAAUUUGAUAUAUAUAUGUAAAAAAUGUUAUAGCAAUGGGAGAGAAGUUAAAGUAACAAGUCGGAUACAAACUCAUAAUGAUAAAAGUUGGUAUGGCUUAGCCGUAUAUGCAUGGUAUGGUUCCAUAAUAGAAUGUCCUCACUGUGGUGAAAUUUAUAGAAGUCGACAAUAUUGGUAUGGAAAUAAGGAUCCAGAAGAAGUUGCUGUUUGCACUGAAAUCACUCAUGUCUGGAUUACGCCAACAGCCUCUAAUGUACCACAGAAUACAGCUCAGCGUGUAGUUGAUGGUAUGUCUUAUAUAACUGAAGCAGUUACUAAUGUCUCUUUACAACCUACUAAGGCAAUAUCUGCUUGGGUAACGGAUCAAAUAGCACCUUCAUAUUGGCGUCCGAACAAUGAAAUUAAAUAUUGCUAUAAAUGUAAAACACCUUUUGGUGCAACAGAUACAAAGCAUCAUUGUCGAGCCUGCGGAGAAGGUUUUUGUGCACAGUGUUCCUCUCAAACGAAAUGUGUGCCCUUCAGAAACUGGUAUACACCUGUACGUGUCUGUGAUACAUGUUAUAUGAAAGAUACCAGCUCUAAUAAUGAAGUUACUCAAUCUUUAGAAGAUGUAAAUGCUAGGAAAGUGACAGAGCAUGUAGUAUCUACCUUAAGUGCAGUCGGAACAGUUUUGAACUAUUCCAAAUCUUUCAUAAAAGACACUGUUAGACCGUCCUAUUGGGUACCUGAUUCAGAAGUUACUGGAUGUUGUAUCUGUAAUCAGAAAUUUUCUCCUAUGCUUUCUUUACAUCACUGCAGAGAUUGCGGACGUGGCGUAUGUCAAGAAUGUUCGCAACAUCGUAAACCAGUACCUCACAGAGGAUGGGAUAAACCUGUGCGUGUAUGUGAUUCUUGUAUUAAAAUUGAUUAAGUAUAUUUGUUCUUCAUAGAUAUAAAGUACAAAAAGGAACCAGUUUGGAAAAAGUGUUUUGGAAAAUUUUUCUUAUAUGUGCUUUUAUAUAUUUUUAAAAAUGAGUUAAAAUUUUGCAUAUAAUUAGUAUAAUCUGCAAAUUUUACAUUCUCUUAUAAAUUACAUUCUAUGUACUACCUCU